AUGCGAAAGGAGAGCUUACGCGUCACGCGACUCCGCGACUUGGUUGAAAUUUCUCCCUACGGCUGGGAAGAAAAUUCCGACCGCAAGUGCGCCGUCUCCGAACUUGGCUCUGAACAAGGGCAGCUCUUCAAGAAGCUACUUCUCGAGUCCCCACACUUCCGUGUGUACUCUUACAACGUGCUUCCCAACGGUGAGCACUCCGUCAAGUUUUUGAUGGGCUCUCCGCGCAUGGACAGCUUGGACGACGUCGCUCGAGUGACCACCGUCGUGGCCAACGCGGAUGAAGGUCUCAUUAAUCUCGUGCCGGAGACGAAUGGCAACGGCUUCGUGGCAGAGAUUCGUUUUCCUUUGCCUCACUUGGAGACACGCACUAAGAAGAACGAGGGCAUGACGUCGCAGCAAAUCCGCGCGAGGCGUCUCACCGGCCUCGUUCGCGCUCUUGAAGAACAAAUCAUCGACGAAAGCCUCAUCUGUCUUAUGGAGAAGGGAAGCGAUGAUAGAUCGGUGUUCACCGGCGAAGCACGCCUGAAUAAGUACUUCACUGGCAUGCGCGCUCGUCCGAGUGAGUUACUUCAUCGCGGUACUUGUACUUCCUCCUCGCCCACUGAAGGCGCUCUCCAGGCGUCUCGGGACAUGCUUCUCAGAGUCUGGGAUCUCGAAGAACGCGCCGACGAACAGCUUUGCGAAGAAGUUCGAGAACGCGUCGAGAAUCUUUUCUGUGGCGGUAACGGCAGGAUGAUCAUUCAUCCUUCGGGCACGGACGCCGAGAUGGUCCCUCUUCUUCAAGCGAUUCUUGCUUCUCGUGCUAUGAAGCGCGCCGCGGGCCUGAGCGAAGUCAAGGGUAGCGUCGUGAGUCUCGUCGCUUGCGCUGGUGAAGUUGGAAGCGGUACGAAGCAAGCCGCUGAGGGUUGCUUCUUCUCAUCCACCGUUCCUCUCGGGGGAAACCGCGUCUCCAACGGUCAGUCCCUGCCAGCAAUCCAUAAGCUGUGCGAUAUGAAGACUGUCGAACUCGUCGCUCGAUGCACCGAGAAAGGCGAUCUUCUCACCAACUACGAUGAUUUGGUCGAGCAAGCUGCUCGUGAAACGCUCGGAGAGGACCCAUACCGUGUCGUGGUACUGCACACUGUCGCUGGAAGCAAGACCGGUCUCUGCGUGCCGUCGCCGAAUGUCGCCGAGAAACUCAAAGCUGAGUUCGGAGACCGCAUCAUCUCUUGCCUCGAUGCAUGUCAGAUGCGCAAUGGGCCAUCCUUGAUCCCUCGCUGGCUCGACGAGAUGGGUCCGGUUCUCAUGACGAGCUCCAAGUUCUAUGGAGGUCCCUCGUUCGGGAGCGGCGUGUUUCUGCCGCACGCGGAGUUGGCAAAGAUGAACGCCGAGCUCGAAGAAGAACCCGCGAGCGCUGUCGUCGACAUUGCCGAGGCGUGUGCGUCGUAUCUCACUUCGUACGAUAUCGGUCCCCUCAUGCCGCGCCUUCACAACGCCAUGCCGCCAGGUUUCUGCAACAUGGGCUUGCUCCUUCGUUGGGCCGCCGGUCUACAUGAGAUGGAAUCCUUGAAUGAAGCUAUCGUUAACGCCGGUGGAAACGACAUCGCGGCGGAAACGAUUCGCUCCUGGGUUUUUGCCACGCGUCGUGAAGCACAGCGCCACUCUCCACAAGUUGAAUUCGUCGAAGCCAUCGAUUACGAGAAUGAGUGGCAGUUUGGUGGCGUGAAUACGAUCAUCUCUAUUCGUCUUCGCAACUCUGCUGGAGAGUAUUACUCCACUCCUGAGCUGAAAAAGAUCUACAGUUUGAUGUUCUCCGAUAUCUCAGACCAUCUCGUGGAGGGAAGCUCCGAAGAAGAGCGCCGUGUCGCCUCUCAAAGGUGUCUCACCGGCCAACCGGUCGAUAUCCCGGAGGGACCAGUGUUGCGCGUCGUCCUCGGCGCCGCGCAGCUCGCGGACCUCUUAAACGGCACCCAAAAUCUUGAUGCUAUGAUGGAAGACGAACGAGUCGCUUUCCUCAAGUUUGCUUUGAUCGCACGUCAGUUCGAUCACUUGACAUCCUAUGAAUUGUAG
Molecule: messenger RNA, 2052 nt
Organism: Ostreococcus tauri
Lineage: Eukaryota; Viridiplantae; Chlorophyta; Mamiellophyceae; Mamiellales; Bathycoccaceae
Product: unnamed product
Exons: 1
Coding region: 1-2052 (683 amino acids)
Source: RefSeq, a predicted model, not a curated record